UGAGUUCACAUUACACGAUUAUUGAAGAAACAGAAGAAAGAAACCAAAUAAGAUUAAAUUAAUAUUCAACCGACCACUGGCUCAAGCAUGCGAGCGAAUGCGAUAGAAAGAAAAAAAAGGCGCUAAAAAAGUAAAAUGUCAUUAAUGUCAAUUUUCGUAAAUAUUUUUGUUCACAGACAGAGCAAGACAGAGGUAUCAAAUUUCAUUUUAUUCCAUGCUAAUUACUUCACAAAAUCAAGAAUAAAACAAAAUGAUAGCGAGACCCUUCACGGAUGACUUGCCCAAAUGCAGGAACACUUGCGUUGCAUCGUAUUUUUCAAGGCUUGGCGGUAAUAAUAGCAAUAAUGACGACUAUCUCUGUUUCUAUUGCAAAACUGAGGAUAAUUCGUGUUUGUACGGUGUGUUCGAACCGCACAAUGGCCUGGAAGCAGCGAGAUACAUCAUGCAGCGGAUGGCGGCAGAGAUACUGUUCCCUUCGCCCUCCGCCAAUAAUACAGAUGAGGAGAUUAGAGACAGAUUAAGAAACGCUUUCGUGUCUGUAGAAAAAGCGUACAUAGAGAACUAUGACGGAAUGAUCGCAGAGAGGACCAGCCUUCAGUAUCAGCUCCCACAAAUCAUGGGGGAACAACAGAUGUCCCAAUAUGAGCACAUAGUGUCCCGCCUCAAAGAAAUAGACCAGCACCUCUCCGGUGGAGCCACCGUGGUUAUAGCCCUCGUUUUAAAUGGCAAACUAUUUGUGGCCAACGUAGGUGAGACCCGAGCAUUACUGUGCCGGACUGAUGACAACUCUGUGCUGAGGGUGGUACAGUUGACGAUGGAUCAUAGUCUGAAUAAUGAAGAUGAGCUGUUGAGGUUAUCGCAGUUGGGGUUGGAUGUGAAUAAGUUGAGGAACGCCCAAUACCUAGGCAACCAGACGGGGACCCGUUGCCUGGGCAACUACCUAGUCAAGGGCCUUUACAAAGCCUUCCCUACGAUCAGCGCAGCCUCAUCGGAACCGGUGGUGGCCACUCCCGAAAUACACGGGCCCAUCGCUUUGGACGAGUCUUGCAGAUUCCUAGUGCUAGUCAGUGCUGGAGUGUACAAACGCAUCCAAGAAGUCAGGGGCAGCUGUGAACAGGCCAAUAAACAACUGGCCCAAAUAAUAGUAGAAAACUUCCGGAAAGAAACAAACUUCAAACAUGUGAGCCAGUCUGUGCUCGGUGAAAUAGAGGAAGAAUUCGUCUCAUACUGUGUAAAGAACAACCUUACACCAAAAGCAAACACUCAUAUGUCACUCGUAAUAAGAAACUUCAACUUUCUUCCACCUAUAGACGAUGACCCAAUACCAAAAAAUCCAUCGGUGAGAUUCAACCCGAUCGUUCAAUCCAAAUCGACAACGUUACUAAAUGAGAUUGACUCAGAACAGUAUUCUUCGGGGAAUGAGAUUGAGACGAACGAUUCAAAUGUAGAUACAAAUAGAUCGGAUCGAUCAGUGGAGUCAUCUUCAGACAUAUAUCCAACGAGACAGUUUGAGAAGGAGAGAAAAAUCAAAGGUUACGUUGACUUUUCUUGCUAUUACGAGAAUGUGGCUAAAGCUAGAAAGAAUGGGACGUUGCCUGGAUUUAUUAAAUAGGUUAUAAUUUGUUAAAAAUUGUAUAUCGGUUAUUUUGAAUAACUAUAGUGUUAAAGAAUGGCAUAAUAAUUGAGAACCGAAUAGUAUUAUUUUUAUGCUACAUUAUUACAAGUAAUUUGCGUGAGUCGUACUGAAAAUUGCGUGUAUCACCUAUAUUUAUGGAUAUUUGAUUAGAAAGUGCAUUGUAUAGUUUUUGUUGUAGAAAAUUGAUGAAAGGUAGAUCAGUCCUCGCAAUAUAGAGAGAUAAUCUGAGCUUCACUAACCUUAAAGUCAAUCCUCGGAGCUGAUGAUGAUGAUGUCACACGGAGCACAGUUACACACGCGAAUAAUCACAAAAGACACGGUCUUUCGAAGGAGUGACGUCACUUAUUCCGGAGCGCGCGACAUACGUGUGUGCGCAUUGAACGUCGCCCGGCAACUGAGGCUCCGACCGUUGAACGACCGGUAGGAAAAUAAAGUUGGCGAAGCAAAUAUGCGACUACCCGCCAAUAUUUUUACAAGGACUGAACUA
This is a messenger RNA of Ostrinia furnacalis (Asian corn borer), 2123 nucleotides long. RefSeq names its product TGF-beta-activated kinase 1 and MAP3K7-binding protein 1-like. The record is from RefSeq and is a predicted model, not a curated record. Gene Ontology annotation, molecular function: protein serine/threonine phosphatase activity. Bases 251 to 1612 code for a protein of 453 amino acids. Lineage: Eukaryota; Metazoa; Arthropoda; Insecta; Lepidoptera; Crambidae. The transcript has 7 exons. Gene Ontology annotation, biological process: protein dephosphorylation.